This is a messenger RNA of Sycon ciliatum, 3355 nucleotides long. RefSeq lists its product as uncharacterized. NCBI's taxonomy places the organism in Eukaryota, Metazoa, Porifera, Calcarea, Leucosolenida, Sycettidae. The coding region runs from base 825 to 2837 and encodes 670 amino acids. The record is from RefSeq and is a predicted model, not a curated record. The transcript is spliced from 7 exons.
UCCGCGGUCGACCGGCAUGCCACUUGAGCCUCUUUUCUCCUUUUGUCCCGCAACUCGGUCAGUUCAAGUUCAUUGUCUUUCUCCAGCCACUAGGCUGCAAACGGUCGAGUGCUGGUACUCAGGACGAAUACGGAUCGACGAGGACUUCUCAGGAUGCCAGCGAAGGUCAGCUAGAAGGCUAUCUGUAGUGUAGCAGAUACGUGGGUCAGUCGCCAAGUCCGAACCUCCAUGCCCAUGGCAUCUAUACAUCAGAGUCCGAGAAUAUCCUGCAUCCUCUGACUGCUUACUGGCUAAGCGUGUAGCCCAGAUCGCGCCUUUGAACAAAGAGCCUGUCUACUUUUCCGUACACUUUGCUGACCGUUUACUGGCGGGACUCGUAAGUCGGACCUUGCCUCGGCGAACCGUUGCGUCUCCGCGCACAACAUCAGGCGACCUAGUGGCCACAUCACACUCACGCACAUACCAACAGCCACACUUCGUGCGAACACAGAUUGCAGCAGCAAGAGCAGUGGUAGCAGUAACAGCAGCAUCAGCAGCACCGCCACUACCACAAGGCACAAAGUGCUGCCGUCCAAAGAGGACAGUGCUGUUUGCAAGCGAGCGCGCGCACCGCAAGUCUCGGAUGUGCCUUUGGUCUCUGUCCCCAACAGUGGCCAUCCGUAUGUGUGCGCUCUAGCUUCUUUCUUAUAGUACCGUCCUGAACUCUCAACACUGGAUACGGAUAGAAGGAGUAUUGGGACAGGGCUAUUGGAUAUCCGGAGCAAAUAUUGCUCUUUGCGGAGAGGUGAUUUUGACACACCAAAACCAAACCUGUGUGGCCAACGAUGUGUUUCUCACCUCGUCGUUCAGCACUAUUGCUGCUUGCAGUGUACAUUGUAUGGAGAGGAUGCGACGUCGCUGGCGCGUAUGGAGAUGACAGAGUCGUCCAGCUGGAACGCCUGGGGAGGGUAGAGUCCGAUGAGGCGGAGAUAGCGACGCUUCGAGAUGAGAUCUUACCCAUGCGGAAAUGGAGGCAAACGCAUCCUCCCCUGCGGCCCAAACUGGGUCGGCUAGUUCGCGGGUAUCUGGCGAGUCUGGGAGCUGAAUCCUGCCGCCCAUGGAGGCCCAAGACAUGCAACAACACAGUUCUAGCCCUGGUCAACAAGUUCAUUAUGGAUCACCAAGAGCAGCCAAGAGAAGUACGGGAAGCAGGGCCAGGUAGAAUAAAACGGGCGACGGUGGAGGAGCAUCGCCCCUCCUCGCGGAGUGAUAAGCACCAUAGGGUUCGUCGUCAUCUUAGUAGUUCGUCACACGAUGAGGAAUCGUAUGGGACUGGCGAAACACUGUCCUUUCGGUUCUUCAACGCAGUACCAGAUCAGAGGAAAGUGUCUGCCUCACUGAUACCGAAUCAGACGGGUUACAUGCCCGGAAGAAUGAACUUCACGAGCGAACCGAUCGAGUACGGCGAAGAGUUGGAGGAUAGCUUUCCUCUGAUCUUGGAUGAUACGUUCGCCGUCUCGGCUGCUACAGAGCUGUACACAUCCAAUGUUUCCGCCAGUAUCUUCGAGAUACCUCGCCGUGCAGAAUUCUUCAUGGUCUCGGAUUUGGCUGGCAACACGCGAGCGCUUCAUUCGGCUAUGGUCAUCUUCAAUCUGAAUGUGAGCUACCACACCAGUUGGCUGUUCACCUACAAUGCGCUCUACAGCGGAGUCGGAAAUAAACUGCUCUCCGGAGUAGACGUGCUGCUUUUCGACGCCACCAAGUUCGGCAUUGACUACAGUCUGCAUCGCAUUGCUCGCAACAUCACCCUCCACCAAGGACAGGAAGCCACCCUUCAGGAGGGAAUGUAUGAAGUCAAGGUUGUCCCAACAGACUCCGUGAACUCCGUCAAUGCUUUCAAGAAUGCGCGCUCACUCGUUGCGCCUAUGUACAUUGACAUUGACAUUCACGUUCAGCGCUACACAUAUCUAGUGCUGAACGGAGACACCACUUCUCAGCGAUACCCGCCUCGCCUCACCACCAUCCCCAACGUCGAAGCCGGAGUGCCGCCCGCAUUUCCACCGACGCUCACGCACAUACUGAACUCGGAUCCUCUGGGACGUCGGGUCAACGUUUCGUUCAGCAACAGUGCCAAGUCGUAUACUCUGGAGGCCGGCAAGGGAGUGAAAGCGGCUGUUCCCGUCCAGCGAUAUGAUGAGAUUGUGUUGACUGAUGAAUGCUUCAAUACACCAGAAACGUAUCGCAUCCCAGUGAAUAUCAACGUCCCGUACGUUGAUGGGUCGUGUAUGGUCUUGACCGAUCGCAGUCGUGACAACAGGCUGGAAGGAUUCUUCGCUUGCUGGCAUGACCCGUCGCUGGCCAUUCAUCCGUCCAAGGCGUGGAUAUUUACUUACAAUGCGCUGACAUGGUACAACGGCAGCAUUGAGAUCAUCAUCUACAACCCUAUGGUGAGCUCUGGCGACUACAGCCUGUUCAGUAUAGCGCAUGGACUGUCGCUCGGCCAGGGAGUUCCCGCUCCAGUUGACAUUGGAACCUACACGCUGAAGGUUGUACCUACUGGCUCCGUGCAGAACUCUGUAGACUUCAUGCGGGUUCCGUCGCUCAUAGAGCCGGUCGUCAUUCAGCUGCAGAGUCGAACAACCUACUUUGCGUCCAUCCAGGCGACACAAACUGCAGGGAAGCCCAGCGGUCGACACAUUUCCGUGCCAUCUAUGGAACAGAAUCAGGUAACGCUGAGUAUUAUAGAACCGACGACAGCGGCAAUCCAUACCAGCGGGAGCUGUCGGGUCUCUCCAGUAGGGCCUCUCCUUCUUCUUGCUUGUGCGCUAUCACUAUUUCUCUCUGGGAGAUUUGCGUAACAUCUGUCACUGAUCUAUGUUAUAUAUCCGUUCUUUUGUUCCUGUGUGUUGCGUCUGUUGUCUCUGAGCUGUAUCCUCCCCAGGUGCGUGCUCACUCCUACUUGUUCUAUUAUCAAGUCCUCAUUGUUGAAUUUUCUAUAUCACCCAAACUAGCACUUGAUUCAAAAUAUGCUAGUUUACAUCUUGAACAUAGGCAACGCUUGAGAACAGACAGUGAUUUGAUUACCUCACUGAUUAUUCACCCAGGAGUUCCCUGGUUUAUCUCUUGAUUUUCCCCCUUUCUUUCCUUGCCGCAGAUUUUCCAGUAGCCAGAGCGACACUUCCCCUAAGACGCUCCGACUUGAUUCUGCGAUUCGCAUUCUAAUCAUCCACAACUGCCAUUGCUUUUAUCUCUUAUUCUUAUCAUCCACAAUUCACAACUGCCAUCGCUUAUCUCUUUCCUGUUCACCUUGAGUUUGACUAACCGUUUGGGCACAGAUCAUUUUCCUGGCAAGAAAUAUGAAGUGCGACAAAAUUGA